Anopheles maculipalpis is the source of this 3173-nucleotide messenger RNA. It is a transcript of the gene Cals, whose product is annotated as calsyntenin-1. The transcript is spliced from 7 exons. NCBI's taxonomy places the organism in Eukaryota, Metazoa, Arthropoda, Insecta, Diptera, Culicidae. Gene Ontology annotation, biological process: homophilic cell-cell adhesion; positive regulation of synapse assembly; positive regulation of synaptic transmission. The record is from RefSeq and is a predicted model, not a curated record. Bases 2 to 3061 code for a protein of 1019 amino acids. Gene Ontology annotation, molecular function: kinesin binding; amyloid-beta binding; X11-like protein binding. Gene Ontology annotation, cellular component: postsynaptic membrane; cell surface.
AAUGCCGGCAAAAGGAUUUCUUCUCACGCUGCUAGUGCUGGUUGCUAGCAGCAGUUUCCAUGGCCAUCACCAGGUGAAAGGUGAAAAGUACGAGGACGAGGAUGACUACUACGAUUCAAGAGAACGUGUCCUGGAAAACUCGUACCACGGGCUGAUAAAGGAAAAUGAAACAUUCGUCGAGAUCACGCCACUGAUCAAAGUCGACGAGACGAAAAUCUGUGGCUUUCACAUAAUCAAAAAGAAUAAGGAAAUUCCCUUUCAGAUUGAGCUUGUCAACGAGCUUGGCAUCCUGAAAGCGAAAAAGACACUAAACUGCGAAAAGCGGAAAAAUUACAAAUUUGACAUUACGGCCGUGUUUUGUGAUGGAUCACAUUCGAAAAGCGCGAGUGUGCACAUCUCCGUGAUUGACAUUAAUGAAUAUUCGCCAACAUUCCUGCAGCCCUCAUACGUCACCGAGGUUGACGAGGGUCGCCUAUACCAGGAGAUCAUCCGUGUAGAGGCUACCGACAAAGACUGCACACCGUUGUUCGGUGAUGUGUGCAAGUAUGAGAUCCUCACCAACGACCAACCGUUCACCAUCGACAACGAGGGUUCGAUACGCAACACGGAACCACUUUCGCACAAGAUCUCGCACAACCAUAUCCUCUCGGUGGUCGCGUACGACUGUGCGAUGAAGCAAUCGGCUCCAGUCAUGGUCAACAUCCGCGUCCGGCGUGUCUGCGAAGCGCACGUAAUGGGCGUAGCGGAACGCAUCGACUACAUUGCCAACUCGAUGGAGAGUGUGUCACUGUUUCCGAAGAUUCAUCUCGAGCUGUGCGAUAUGCAGUGCAAGGGUGAGGAUAUGGUGAUCCAGUCGUCGGUUUCACUCAAAACCAAGCACAUCUCGUUCGGUUGUGAUCGUGACGCAACGCAAUGUUUGCGUCGGUUGAGCGAGAACGGGCCGCAGCGAACGGAUGCCAACAGCGGUGACACAUCCGGAUUGGUUGACUUGCUGCAGAAGAACACCGACUGGACGAAGGACCUGACGUACGAUGAGGGUGCCGAGGCGAUCUUCCACUUCGAUGGUAGCUCGGGUGCGAUCGUACCGAAGAAUGUAGUGCAACCGCAGGACUUUGCCGCACAUCAGUUCAGCAUCGUUACGAUGUUCCGCCAUCAUAGUAUCGCGACCAGUGACAAGCACACGAAGGAACACAUCGUCUGCAGUGCGGACGACCACAAGAUGAACCGACACCAUAUGGCACUGUUUGUGCGUAACUGCCGGUUGAUUCUGUUGCUGCGCAAGGACUUCAACGAUGGUGAUCUGAACAUCUUCAGUCCGGCUGAAUGGCGCUGGAAGAUUCCGCAGGUGUGCGAUAACGAGUGGCAUCACUACACGAUCAAUGUCGAUCUGCCGAAGGUGGACCUUUAUAUCGAUGGCAUUCGGUUCGAGAGCAACGUUGAGGACCGUCACAGCAAUCCGGAAGUAAUCGAUGAUUGGCCACUGCAUGCAGCGCACGGUAUUAACACCACGCUCGCGAUUGGUGCUUGCUACCAGGGUUCGGAGAACCGGCUGAAGCAUGGUUUCAGUGGUGAUAUUGCGGAAAUUAAACUCUCCACCCGGAAGGUGCUGACGGCGAGUCAGAUCCGCUGUGGAACGGAUUGUGCGGAAAAGCUUUUGACACCGCCCGAUCACUUCCUGGAACCGGAGCAACAGAUUCAAUCGAACACACAGAUGAACAAGAUCAUUAUUGAGGGAAGCAACAAGACAAAUAUCGAGCAACUACUGCAACAGAUUCAGUACAUCAACUCGAAGGAAAGUCCCACGAUUGGACGCCGCAACAUACAGGUGAUGACGACCGUUAGCUGUCCGAACAAGAAGGCUAUCCGAUUGCCGACGAUCGAUACGUACAUUAUGGUUAGUGCGGCAAACAACCUGUCCGGCGGUAGUAUGCUAUCAUCCUCCUCUUCGUCAUCUGCUUCGGGGCUGUAUAACAAAAUUCUGGUAGAUAAACCGCUCGCAAACGACCAGAAACCACAGAUCGUGAUCAGUGGCAACUCGAACCAUCUGGUAUCGUACCCGGACAUUAAGGAGGGUGUUAAGAUUCUGGCCCAGAUCAACAUCAGCGUGUACACCGGUAAGGACAUUAGGCCCGAGCUGCAGAAGCUUGACUCUUGCAACGUGAACGUAUUCCCAAGCCUCAACCCAGACCACGAGGAAAUCACGAUCGACGAUAAGGAUGGUGCGGAUGAGUCGCUGUUCAAGUUCGACAUCAAGACACAGAUCAGCAAGGAAGGUGUGGAGAUGAUCGGUUACGACACGAUCGAGAACUAUCAGCACGUGCUGAAGUCGCUCGUCUACAUCAACAAGAAGCCGGCCUACUACCUGAACCGAGUGUUCAAGCUGACCUGCUCCCAGGUGGACGAUCAUUUCCGUAGUGCGGAGUACACGCUCACCCUGACGGUGCUACAUCCGAAACAGCAGCCAACCUCGUCGAUCGCUUCCGCUGCUGCACCGGCCUCGAACGUUCUGCUUGCCAUCUCAACGGUAUCCUCGGAGCAACAUCCAGCCGUUGCUGUGGAUUCGCAUGACAACACGAACCAGUACGCACACGCGAUGCUACACUCGCACGAUGUCCAGGAAUCACAAUCGAAAGUGCGCAGUAAUGGUGGUGCCGCACUGCUCGGCCACGAGAAGCUUGCCUCCUCGCACUCGACCAUGUUGAUCGUGGUCAUCUGUGCAUCGUUCGUGCUACUUAUCUGCGGUGUCGGUAUUGCUCGCCUUCGCAACAGCAAUAGCGCGAUGACCGGUGGUGCCAGCGGUGGCCACGGUGGAGUGGGUGGGGUGGGUGGUGCGUUUUCGCGCAACCUCACCGACAAGCACCUACCCUGUCCGAAGGUGGCCCCGGACCAGCAGCUCGAUUGGGACGAUUCGGCGCUAACCAUCACCAUCAACCCGAUGCAGCACGAUACGCUAUCGGACGACAGCUCCGAGUCGGAAAACUCGGACUCCGAGGAUGAGGAGGUGCUGAACGGGCGCUACAAAAACGUCAGUCAGCUCGAGUGGGACAACUCCACAAUCUAAAUGAAUAUAUCAAAUAUUUUAAAGUAUGAAAGAUUUAUUGCAACAUCAACCAACCACAAGAGCGCAUUGCAAAAUUCCCUUCCUACCUGCAUUAUAUCAAACACGGAGAAAG